Messenger RNA from Exserohilum turcica Et28A, 1297 nucleotides. RefSeq lists its product as uncharacterized. NCBI's taxonomy places the organism in Eukaryota, Fungi, Ascomycota, Dothideomycetes, Pleosporales, Pleosporaceae. Bases 1 to 1176 code for a protein of 391 amino acids. The transcript has 2 exons. Gene Ontology annotation, cellular component: mitochondrial small ribosomal subunit. Gene Ontology annotation, molecular function: structural constituent of ribosome. Gene Ontology annotation, biological process: mitochondrial translation. The record is from RefSeq and is a predicted model, not a curated record.
AUGGCGUCGACAACACGCAGGCUGCUGUUGCAGUCAAGACAAUGCCCGUCGCGGAUACGACCCCGAGCAGGACCGAGACAUACAAGCACACAAUGGCAGCGCCCAAUGUCUAUAACGGCUCGUCGAUAUGCCGACGAGCCCACGAAAGAGGGCUCUGCAACUUCAGCCAAUGCCAACCCGCUUACAGAGACGCUCGAUGAGCUCAGCCCGGAAUUGAACUACUCGAAUACCACGCCUUCAAAGGACUUCAAAGAAAUGUCGCAGACGGAGCGUGACGCCGCCAUGCUGGAUAAUCUGCGUGCCUCGCUCGCAGAAAUCGACCCCGCAGCCGUUGCCGACGCCCUGCGCAAGGGAAAGCGCGGACUUCCCCAGACGUCGGAUUUCGGGCUGGAAGCAGACGAGGAUUUUGAUAUUGAAGAGGACGACAAGAGGAGGGCUGCAAUGGGCUUCUGGGCCGAGGGAGAAGAGAGUAUGGGGCCGGAUGAGGACUACUACGGCGACGAUUUGACGACGCAUGGCCAUGGAGAGUUGCAGCAGCACAGGGAGUUGAGGGAGUAUGCUCGGCUGAUUGCGUGGGAGCUGCCGCUUCUGAGUCAUCUCGCCCAGCCCUUUACACCCCCCACAGCAGCAACCCCGUUCCGGUUCCGCUACACAUCGUAUCUGGGGGAGUCGCAUCCCGCCAGCAACAAAGUCGUAGUUGAAUUCGCGCCCGCAGACCUGAUGCAAUCGCACUCUCUCACGGAGCCGCAAGUCUCCAAGCUAAUCAAGCUCGCGGGCCCGCGCUACAACCCGUCGUCCCAGAUCAUCAAGCUCUCGUGCGAGCAAUUCGACACGCAAUCGCAAAACAAGCGCUUCCUCGGCGACACCAUUGCCGCGCUGAUCAAAGAAACACAAGAGGGAAAAGACACGUUCCAAGACGUCCCCUUUGACUUUCGCCAUCACACGCCCAAAAAACGACACGAGUUCCCCAAGGAAUGGAUCUUGACCAAGGACCGCAAGCAGUAUCUCGACGACAAGAGGAGGCGCGCGGCGUACCUGGAGGACCAGAGGGCUGGCAACGGCGAGCUCGUGGAUGGAAAGAGGAUUGUAGAGACCAAUCUGCCGUUGAUGGCGCAGAGCUCGCCUGUACCGGAGAAUGUCUUGGUUGGCGGGCUGAGGGGGAAGCCGCUAAGGUAGUUGUUGUCUUGGGACUGAGCAACCAACCUAUUGCCAAAGCAUAUCUGACCCUUGUUUUGUUUGCAAGAACUGUAUCCUGCUACCGCCUUUUUGUAUCAUUACAAGGCCUCUCGUCUUUUUU